Molecule: messenger RNA, 3622 nt
Organism: Myxocyprinus asiaticus (Chinese sucker)
Lineage: Eukaryota; Metazoa; Chordata; Actinopteri; Cypriniformes; Catostomidae
Product: EGF-like repeat and discoidin I-like domain-containing protein 3
Exons: 10
Coding region: 234-1544 (436 amino acids)
Molecular function (GO): calcium ion binding
Source: RefSeq, a predicted model, not a curated record
CUCUGUUUGUACAAACACAAUCACCGUGUGAUCGGGAUCGGCGCUGGCACUCUCUGUUAUCUCACCGUGCGCACUACUGCAGCAGAAAAGCCUCAUUGAAAAAAAAUAAAAAAUAAACAGACUUAACUGACACCUGUCCAAGGAGAGAAAUACUCAAGUGGGUGAAACAAGUUUUACCGUCAGUAUCAUUGCGCGUUUGUAACCUUGGAACUCAUACCUGCUGUUUGGUGAGGAUGGGACUGUUCCUUGUCUCCAUCGCGCUCUGCGUACACCUCGCUGUCCCGCAUCUCGUCAAAGCAGCAGAUGGCGAGGAUCCAACUUCAGCAGGACCCUGCCACCCAAACCCUUGUCACAAUGGAGGUACCUGUGAAAUCAGUGAAACAUACAGGGGCGACACAUUCAUUGGAUACAUCUGCAAGUGCCCACCAGGCUUCAAUGGGAUCCACUGCCAACACAACAUUAAUGAUUGUGAAAGAAACCCAUGCAAAAACGGAGGGAGCUGCACAGAUUUGGUUGCAAACUAUUCCUGUGAAUGCCCAGGAGAAUAUAUGGGAAGAAACUGUCAGUACAAAUGUUCUGGUCCUCUUGGCAUGGAGGGUGGAAUCAUCUCCAACCAGCAGAUUACGGCCUCCUCCACUCAUCGAGCUCUCUUCGGUCUCCAGAAAUGGUACCCCUACUUUGCCCGGCUGAAUAAGAAAGGUCUAGUGAACGCCUGGACGGCAGCCGAGAAUGACAGAUGGCCCUGGAUUCAGAUUAACCUACAGAGAAGGAUGCGGGUCACAGGAGUGAUAACCCAAGGAGCCAAGCGCAUCGGGAGCCCAGAAUAUGUUAAAUCGUACAAAGUGGCCUAUAGCAAUGAUGGAAAGACCUGGAGGAUGUACAAAGUCAAGGGCAUGGAUGAAGAUAUAAUCUUCCACGGUAAUAUUGAUAACAACACCCCAUAUGCCAACUCCUUCACACCUCCGAUCGAAGCUCAGUAUGUGAGGAUCUACCCCCAGGUGUGCAGGAGACACUGCACUCUUCGCAUGGAGCUCCUGGGUUGUGAGCUCACAGGAUGUUCUGAGCAAAUGGGGAUGAAGUCUGGCCAUAUUCAGGACUACCAAAUCACAGCCUCCAGCAUCUUCAGAACUCUUAAUAUGGACAUGUUCACCUGGGAGCCUGGAAAAGCAAGACUGGAUAAGCAAGGAAAGGUCAAUGCCUGGACAUCUGGACACAGUGACCAGUCCCAGUGGCUGCAGGUUGACAUGCUUUGGCCAACAAAAAUCACAGGCGUCAUUACCCAGGGGGCUAAAGACUUUGGACAUGUUCAGUUUGUUGGCUCCUACAAGGUGGCCUACAGCAAUGACGGUGAGAGAUGGCUUAUAUAUCAGGAUGAAAAACAGAAAAAAGACAAGGUCUUUCAAGGAAAUUUUGAUAACGACACCCACAGAAAGAACGUGAUAGAUCCUCCCAUCUAUGCAAGGUUCAUCCGAAUCCUUCCGUGGUCAUGGUACGGAAGAAUCACUUUGCGUGCAGAGUUACUGGGAUGCACAGAGGAAGAGUGAAGACCCCUAUUAAAUUUUCCCUUUGGUACACAUUGGUCCAUACUCAAUAUAAACUGUGCUUAAACAUGUAAAAUUAUAUGAACAUUUGUUUCAACAGAAUUUUCCAUUUUUUUAUUAUUUUUAUUUUUUGGUUUUCUAAAGAGGAGGGGUUUAGAGUCUGUCCAUUCACUCUUUUCUUGUUUUGUUGAGCUAAAUGGAAGGUAGAGGUUUAGUUCACUGUACAGUGUCACUUUAAACAAGGACAAAAAAAUAACAUGCAAUUUUUCUUAGGCCAUAAUCGAUCAAUCACAACACAUAAUGGAAAAGACUAACAUUACUAUGUAAGUUUCUACUUUCUUUUUAACAGCAGGUUUGACUGAAAAUUACAGCCAACACUGACAUUGUUGUGUAGACUAAUAUAUGAUGGUAUUGUAUUAUAUGUAAAUUGCAAAGUAACUGCAUGAUGCAUAAAUUACUCUAGAAGUAUAAUAAAUCAAGAUGUAUCCAUUCAGAUUUCUCCAAAUGAAGCAUUUCAUAGAUCAUCUUUAUCAAUCAUUUCAAAUUUGUAUAAUCUGUUUUCCUGUACUUUUCUAUAGACACUGUUACAUUCCACAUAACAUAAUAACAUACCAUAAAAUAAAAAAACAAUGACUCUACACUACUGGAACCACCCAUACCUAGAUUAGCAAUUUUUCAUACAUAGACAACUGGCUUCCAGUGGCAAUAGGCAAAGGUACUUUUUUGUUCACUGGUUAUUAUGCAGGCAGUCUGUAACAUAGACAGUUUAGUUUUUCUUUUUCUUUUUUUAAGAAAAUAUUGUCAAUGGAAAGUACUCUUUUAGAAGUGUUUUUGUGUUGUUGUAUACAAUAUGUAUACUGUACAUAUUUGUCUAAGAAUUUCAGAUGUCUCUGUUUUUCUGGCUGAUUGCCUAUUACUUACCUAUACUACUGUAAUAUUUUUGUUCUUGAUUGUAAAACCCUCAGGAUAGAUGCCAUCUUUUUAUUACAAUCGUACAAUUAAAUCUUACUUUGUUGGAAUGCAAAGACCCUUUGAAAUAUCCCACAUUUGUACAUGCUUGAUAGGAAAUGUAAAGGAAAAGUAACAUACAAAAAAAAUGUGCUGUAAGGACUACACUAAGUGGGAUUAUUCUUUUUUCCCCUUUGCAUUUAAUAAAGGCACCAAUAAACAGCAGCAUUCAAGGAUGAAAAGAUUAGAUACAGAUAUUUAUACAGCUGUUAACUAUACAUUGAAAUAUAGUUAUUCACUGAAAAGAUGAGCACCAAGGGGUUGUGAAAUCACUGGAAUGCAUAAUUUUAUUUGCUACUCAUUUGGAAAUUAAGAAAAUACAGUGCUGAUGACAAAUAUAUAAUAGUUACAUACAACAACCCAUGUGCUGGAGGAGUGGUGGGCUAGAAUUAUUUAUACAGUCUUGAAUGUGACAUAUAAAUAAAAUAAAAAAAUGUAAAAAAAAUAUAAAAUAAUAAAAAUCCAAAUUGUGUAUACAUGAAUACAGCAUAUAUCAUACACAAGAAUCAACAUAUACAACACAUACAGUAACAUUUUCUAUCCGAUAAGUGUUGGCUUCCCAUAUUUAUCAUGAUUAUAUGGAGGUAAUGUAAGUACUUCUUGUCUAACAUUUCCCUGUGUCUGUGAGGUUAAUCUCUAACACUGUUCAGAUGACUUGUGUGCACAUUUAACAGUUUUGUAUAGACUUUGAGGAUGACUGUCUAUGAAGAAAAAAAAAGACUAAUAUGAUAUCCACAGGCACAUUUCUAAAAUAACAAAAAAUAUGUAUAUUGGUGGGUCUGAUAUUCCAACAUUUCCAUUACAUGUGCUGUAAAAAGUGAUUGUUUGAAAAUGUAUAGAGCUCAAUUCAAGAGACACCUAGUGGGCCACACUUUGAUUACAAUUUUUUUUUUUUCCGAUGCUAUCAGCUUUUCAAAAAAUAUGUCAGUUUUCUAUUUUUGUUUAUUCCGUGUCAAGCAAAUGCUAUAUGGUAAAACAUACCACAAAGGUGUAGAAAGGAGGACAGUCAUUUUUACCAGUAUAGACAGCUCUUUGAUUUGACAAAUAAUAAUAAUAAUAAAAUAAAAAAAACA